ACUGCCAUUUUCUACAUUUCCACCAUGUCAUCAAAUGAUUUGUUAUCCUAUUCCAUAAUGCAAGGAGGUAAUAAGGUCGGGCCCAUAUCACCUGUCCGGCUUCCAGUACCCUCGGCACUUCCUAGUUCCACCAAAAUUGUUUUACCUCCCAUCGACUCGUUGAAACGGUUAACUGAACACAACUUGAAUACUCUCAAUACCAGUUAUGGAGGCUACACUUACAGUAAGGGUGAAGUAUCGCCCAGGCUGACCCGGGACCUGUUAUCCCCUCCCAACUCGGUUAAGUUGCAAAGUCCCGCGGCCGAAACAAGAAAUGUCGCUGGUGCUGCGGAUGUCAGUGCGGGUGCGGCCGCGAUUGCUGCUCUUGUAGCAGCGGCUGCCAAUGCUAGUGCGACUGUCAUGCCUUCCCCCACCACCACCGUCAAGGUAACCACCCCCACUUUACUGAAGUCUUCAGUCACUUCUAUUCCUAUAACCCCCGCUGCGUCGCCUAUUCCUAUCGAAGAACUGCACAAGCGCCGGCAACGCCUUGGGCCAUCGUGUGACUCGUGCAGGACUCGCAAGGUCAAGUGCAACGCCGAGAUCUCCAUUUUAGCACCUCACUAUGCGGCAUAUGAUUUGACCGAAUUCAAUUUGUCGCCUGCCCAAAUUGAGUCGUUGCACUCCGAUCAUCUGGUAGUCCUCCCCGCUUCUGACCCUUCGGAUGCUCCAUGGAUGCUUACGGUUUCGCACACUAAACUUAUCAAGUUUCGGGCUUGUAAGUCCUGCGCUUGCAAAGAUCUUGAGUGCAAGUUCUCAAAAGGGUUCACCAAAGAAGAUAUUCUUGUCAACAAAAAGAGUCUUAAGACUCGUUCGGAUAAACAAAAGGUCGGCAAGCCCGUCAUCGACAGCAGUCGUAAAAGUAGCUGUUUCAACUGCCGCAAACGCAAAAUUAAGUGUUCGAUGAAUGAUCACAGUGAAAAAUGUGAAAGCUGCUCCAAGCGUAACAGCAGUUGCAGCUUCAUCUAAUGGGAUUGGGUAAUAUAGUAUACGAAUUAUAAAGGUAAUGAUAAUGAAUAAAUUAAUGAAUAGACUGAUUAAAU
Molecule: messenger RNA, 1082 nt
Organism: Yamadazyma tenuis ATCC 10573
Lineage: Eukaryota; Fungi; Ascomycota; Pichiomycetes; Serinales; Debaryomycetaceae
Gene: SUT1
Product: Sut1p
Biological process (GO): regulation of DNA-templated transcription
Molecular function (GO): zinc ion binding; DNA-binding transcription factor activity, RNA polymerase II-specific
Source: RefSeq, a predicted model, not a curated record